Molecule: messenger RNA, 195 nt
Organism: Heterobilharzia americana
Lineage: Eukaryota; Metazoa; Platyhelminthes; Trematoda; Strigeidida; Schistosomatidae
Source: the annotation of a GenBank genome assembly
AUGAGUUGCAUGCCAUUAAGUACAAUGGGUGAAGAAUAUGAGCAUAAGUAUUACUGGACAGUGAGAAAUGUUAUUUUCGAAAAACAAAAGAGGUCAGAUGAUGAUGAGAUAUUUAGGAAAGUAGAGAACAUUCUUGACUGUUUUCUCCCUGCUAGAUUCUUCUUCCAGCCUGAAAUGAGAAAGCAGGUUAUGUGA